UCCCCCAGUCAGAGCACCCCAGCUUGCGCCAGCCCCCCAAUACCUCGGGCAGAAUGGGAAAGGAGAAGACUCAUAUCAACAUCGUGGUCAUUGGCCAUGUGGACUCAGGCAAGUCCACCACAACUGGCCACCUCAUCUACAAGUGUGGGGGCAUCGACAAAAGAACCAUUGAGAAGUUUGAGAAGGAGGCAGCUGAGAUGGGGAAGGGCUCCUUCAAGUAUGCCUGGGUGCUGGACAAGCUGAAGGCGGAGCGUGAGCGAGGCAUUACCAUUGACAUCUCCCUCUGGAAGUUUGAGACCACCAAAUACUACAUCACCAUCAUCGAUGCCCCCGGCCACCGAGACUUCAUCAAGAACAUGAUUACCGGCACGUCUCAGGCCGACUGUGCAGUGCUGAUUGUGGCUGCAGGCGUGGGCGAGUUCGAGGCGGGCAUCUCUAAGAAUGGGCAGACCCGGGAGCACGCUCUGCUGGCCUACACACUGGGCGUGAAGCAGCUCAUUGUGGGCAUCAAUAAGAUGGACUCCACAGAGCCGCCCUACAGUGAGAAGCGCUACGAUGAGAUUGUCAAGGAGGUCAGCGCCUACAUCAAGAAGAUUGGCUACAACCCGGCCACUGUGCCUUUUGUCCCCAUCUCCGGCUGGCACGGUGACAACAUGCUGGAGCCCUCACCCAAUAUGCCAUGGUUCAAGGGCUGGAAAGUGGAACGCAAAGAAGGCAAUGCCAGUGGGGUCUCCCUGCUCGAAGCUCUGGACACCAUCUUGCCCCCUACUCGCCCUACCGACAAACCCCUGCGUCUCCCACUGCAGGACGUGUACAAGAUUGGCGGCAUUGGCACGGUGCCUGUGGGCCGUGUGGAGACUGGCAUCCUGCGCCCUGGUAUGGUGGUGACCUUCGCACCUGUCAACAUCACUACGGAGGUGAAAUCGGUGGAGAUGCACCACGAGGCCCUGAGUGAGGCUUUGCCUGGUGACAACGUCGGCUUCAAUGUGAAGAACGUGUCUGUCAAGGACAUCCGCAGGGGCAACGUGUGUGGAGACAGCAAGUCUGAUCCCCCACAGGAGGCUGCACAGUUCACCUCACAGGUCAUCAUCCUGAACCACCCAGGACAGAUCAGUGCUGGCUACUCACCAGUCAUCGACUGCCACACGGCCCACAUUGCCUGCAAGUUUGCGGAGCUGAAGGAGAAGAUUGACCGGCGCUCUGGGAAGAAGCUGGAGGAUAACCCCAAGUCCCUGAAGUCGGGUGAUGCGGCCAUUGUGGAGAUGGUCCCUGGGAAGCCCAUGUGUGUGGAGAGCUUCUCCCAGUACCCGCCUCUCGGCCGCUUUGCCGUGCGUGACAUGCGGCAGACGGUGGCAGUGGGCGUAAUCAAGAACGUGGAGAAGAAGAGCGGUGGGGCCGGCAAGGUCACCAAGUCGGCGCAGAAGGCGCAGAAGGCCGGCAAGUGAAGCGCGUGCGCCCGCGGCGCGGCCCCCCGAGGCGGCGCCGCGCCCCGCCGCCGCCCUUACCCUCGGCGCGGCCCAGGCCCCCCAACCCCCCGCCCGGCGCAUGUCUGCACCUCCGCUUGUAAGAGGCUCUACGUCAGCGACUGGAUGCUCGCCAUCAAGGUCCAGUGGAAAUUCUUCAAGAGGAAAAGCGUCCCCCGCAGCCCCGAGGCUUCCGCGUCCAGCGCUCGUUGCGCUCAGUGUCCGUUUUACCAAUAAACUGAGCAGCCCCAGA
Molecule: messenger RNA, 1716 nt
Organism: Elephantulus edwardii (Cape elephant shrew)
Lineage: Eukaryota; Metazoa; Chordata; Mammalia; Macroscelidea; Macroscelididae
Gene: EEF1A2
Product: eukaryotic translation elongation factor 1 alpha 2
Exons: 7
Coding region: 54-1445 (463 amino acids)
Biological process (GO): translation; translational elongation
Molecular function (GO): translation elongation factor activity; GTP binding; GTPase activity
Source: RefSeq, a predicted model, not a curated record